Messenger RNA from Ornithodoros turicata, 1210 nucleotides. RefSeq names its product cell division protein ZipA-like. The transcript has 6 exons. The record is from RefSeq and is a predicted model, not a curated record. Bases 80 to 1084 code for a protein of 334 amino acids. NCBI's taxonomy places the organism in Eukaryota, Metazoa, Arthropoda, Arachnida, Ixodida, Argasidae.
UCGCCAUCGCCAUCAACCGAAAAAAUGGCAGCGGAAGGAACAUCUGCCCCCUCCCAGUGCUCGUUUUGAAGCUUAUAAAAUGACUGUUGCCGCGGCUAAGGCCGCGUUAGAAGCUGCGAGACUACCCAGACCUCCAGCGCCACCGCCGGCGUCAUCGGUUCCACCACCACCGGCCCUACCACCCCAGGGACCAGUUGCAGCAUCACCAACAACGCCUCCGGCUCCUAGUGCAACUCCUGGGGUGGCUGCAGCGGCUGUAACGGACUCAGCUACUCCCACUACAAUUCCCGCAGCGAACGCUGCAGUGGGAAGCUCGCCCCAGAACCCUGUUGUUCAGCCCGCGCCGAAGAAACGGAAGAAACAGAGACGCGUAGUUUGGAUAAUUGAGGAGAGCUCAUCCGACGGUCUCAGCAGUGAUGAUGACAGCGACGGUACGGCGAACAAGAAGAACACGGAAGCCGUUCUGAAUACGCGCAUCAACCUGGCCGCCAACGCGGGAGGUACCAACAUGGCCUUGCAGGGUAGCGGUCCUGGGCUGUCUACGUCGGGAACAAGGAUAAAUAACGGAUUCCCGGUUGGAGACGAAGGAGAGGAGGAAGACAACGGCGCGCAACAGUUUCAACUAAUGAUGCAAGUUCCACAGUUUGAGGAUUUGUUUGGUCCACACUUCCCCUUUCAUAACCUGUUAUCGAAGAAGGACAAGAAAGGCAAGAAGAAAAAGAAAGGGGAGAAAGGAAAGAAAAAGGAGGAAAAGACGCAGGAUGAGCAGGUCGGUUCAGAUGUUCUGACUGCUCCAGAAGAAGUUAUUCGUCUAGAGAUCGUGGACGUCACACCUGGAUCACACAAGGCUGGAGGUCAGCCAAUCGAAGAGGCUGAACAGUAUACGCAAACCAGCUUAGGCAAGCAAGUGCUGGAAGUUGAACGAGAAAUGUCGAACGAGGCUUACCAUUCAAAGUUCAGCUACGCACUACUUGGGUUCACCCUUGCCCUAGUACUUGUCCUUGCCGUUGUUGUCAUUUCUCGCGUUGUUCGUGGUACGGAUAAGGGCAAUGAUACGCCGCAGAACACGACAGCACAUCCAUAGAUCAAUUCCUUGCACUGUUGUCCCUUCAAAGCAUUUAUCUGUUCAGUUAAAUGAACGACACUACGCUGCAUCUGACCGUCAGCAAUGCGGUGCACCUGGCCACGAGAAAUAAAGGAACAAAAAGUA